AUGGCGGCAAAUAUUGAUGGAGUUGGAGGCGCUGGCAACUGUAAUGCGCAAGAGGGGACUCAUGAGCGUGUCGAACUUGAUAAUAAUGGUGCUGCGGACUUGCAAUUGCUCUUGCAUACGUACAAGAAAUGGCGGGUCCCUGAGCACAUCGCAGUUGCCUGGGGAGACUGGCUUCACGAGGAACUCAACAGCGACUCACAUGACGUACUCAAGGGGAAAUUCUCACUUGAACUUGUGCUGGGCUGGUCCGUCGCCAGGAUUGCCGUCGUGAUUCUCAUACCAGUUGUGCUAAGCCUCGCCAUCGGACUCUGGUUCAACUCAAAGGGCUGGACGGACCCAACAACCAUUCAGACCGCUUGGUCUAUCGCAUCCUACAUUGUGACAGCAGGAGGUUUCGUUGCUGCUUUGCUUGGUAUUAUGAGCAGUCUUGCCGAUAAAUAG
Colletotrichum costaricense is the source of this 441-nucleotide messenger RNA. RefSeq lists its product as uncharacterized. The record is from RefSeq and is a predicted model, not a curated record. NCBI's taxonomy places the organism in Eukaryota, Fungi, Ascomycota, Sordariomycetes, Glomerellales, Glomerellaceae. Bases 1 to 441 code for a protein of 146 amino acids. The transcript is spliced from 3 exons.